Molecule: messenger RNA, 2022 nt
Organism: Medioppia subpectinata
Lineage: Eukaryota; Metazoa; Arthropoda; Arachnida; Sarcoptiformes; Oppiidae
Source: the annotation of a GenBank genome assembly
AUGGAUCCGAAGAGUGGUUUGGAUUAUAACUCGUAUUCAAUGAGCGGAAGUCAAUCGAGUUCUUCGCCGUCCAUCGAGACCAAGGAUUCGCCGUUUAAGUCAAUCGCUUCCAACUCUUCGACGACCACCACAUCGACAGAUAAGACGAAACCCGCGAUUGGGUUGCGCUCCAGAAGUGUGGCCACAAAUAGUGGGUCUUUGCCGACGUCGGGAACGGAAGUGCCUCUCUUUCCCGGCGAGACUAUUGUGGGUAAUGUGAGGGCACGAGACGUGACAUAUCUGUGUCCAUACUUCGGGCCGAUUCGGGGCUCACUUUACGUCACGAAUUAUAAGCUGUAUUUCAAGAGCGCCGAGAGUGAGGCGGAGAGCGUAUCGGUUCCGCUGUGUUGUGUGUCUCGAGUGGAGAAAGUGGGCGGCGCCUCAUCGAAGGGCGACCACUCCUACGGCAUUGACCUCCUCUGCAAAGACAUGCGAAACCUGCGGUUCGCUCACAAACAGGAGAACCACUCGCGACGGGAUGUGUUCGAGAAGUUGUCUCAAUACGCGUUCCCGCUGUCCAACAAACUGCCGAUCUUUGCGUUCGAGUAUUCGGCCAAAUACUCGGUCGACGGCUGGACUGCUUACGCGCCGAUCGCUGAGUACAAGCGCAUGGGUUUACCCAACGAGAGCUGGAAGAUCACCAAAAUCAACGAGAAGUACGAACUCUGCGACACAUAUCCGGCCGAACUGGCCGUCCCGUCCGCCGCCAACGACGACUACUUGCGAUCGGUGGCCAGCUUUCGGAGUCGCGGCCGACUGCCUGUCCUGAGUUGGCUCCACCCCGAAAGUCAGGCCAGUAUUACCCGCUGUUCGCAGCCAUUGGUCGGUAUGACUAACAAACGGAACAGAGACGACGAGCACUACAUCCAGACCAUUAUGGACGCCAACGCCCAGUCGCACAAGAUCUUCAUAAUGGACGCGCGACCCAUCGCUAACGCCGUGGCCAACAAAGCGCGCGGCGGAGGCUAUGAGAACGAAGAGCUGUACCGAAACGCCGAAAUCAAUUUCCUGGACAUUCAUAGCAUUCAUGUGAUGCGCGAAAGUCUGCGUAAACUCAAAGAAUUAUGUUUCCCAGCGAUCGGUGACGAACAGCACUGGUACUCGAAUCUCGAAUCCACUCAUUGGUUAGAACACAUCCGAUCCAUACUCGCCGGCACUCUUCGGAUUGUCGACAAAAUCGAGAACAACAAGACAUCGGUUGUCGUCCACUGUAGCGACGGUUGGGACCGAACCGCGCAACUGACCAGCCUUUCCAUGAUAUUACUCGACCCAUACUAUCGUACACUCAAAGGGUUCGAAGUGUUGAUCGAGAAAGAGUGGAUCAGUUUUGGCCAUAAGUUCGCGCAACGCAUCGGUCACGGAGAGGACAAACACUCGGACGAUAACCGGUCGCCGGUGUUCUUGCAGUUCAUUGACUGCAUUUGGCAAAUAAGCAAACAAUUCCCGAAUGCCUUCGAAUUCAACGAAUACUUUUUGAUCACUAUUUUGGAUCACUUAUACGGCUGUCUUUUCGGCACAUUUCUCUGCAACUCUGAAUACCAACGACACAAAGAGGAGGUGAAGGCCAAGACUAAGUCGUUGUGGUCUUUCACCAACAGUGAGGACAAUAUCGACGACUUUAAGAACCCGUUGUACACUAAUUACGCCAAACAACAUGUGCUGAUGCCUGUGGCAAGUCUGAGGCGCAUCCAGUUAUGGACCGCGUAUUUCUGUCGCUGGAAUCCGAACCUCAGACCACAAGAACCGAUUCAGACCCGCAAUAAAGAGUUGCUUCUCAUGCGAACUGAGAUUAAGAAAAGGGCCGAAGAUUUGCACAAAGAGUUGCAAACAAAGUUGACUCGAAUGGGAGGCAAUGGAUCCAAUAGUAACGCGACAACCGGUGCCAGCGGUGGCGCAAAUGCGGCCAUCGCUACAAAUGCUUCCGCUUCUGGUGUAUCGACGGCUGGAGCGAUGGGUCGCAUCACUUCAGUCAUCUCUAUUUAA